Molecule: messenger RNA, 1546 nt
Organism: Fusarium verticillioides 7600
Lineage: Eukaryota; Fungi; Ascomycota; Sordariomycetes; Hypocreales; Nectriaceae
Exons: 1
Coding region: 378-1352 (324 amino acids)
Source: RefSeq, a predicted model, not a curated record
AACGUUGCUUCUGUAGAAACUAUUUAAACCACACAGCCAGCCACAAACGUUUCUGGUUGCGGCUUUGGAUCAUGAAUUAUUGGGGGAGGAGUGCACAGGGAGGGAGCCAUACCCGCUUUGGUCAUCAAUCUGACGUUAGCUACGGGGCGCUAGUACCUGAUUGUAAACAGGGAUGAGCCCCGUAGAAGCUAGCAAAAGCCCCGGCAGUUCUAUGACAUUGUCCGUUACGAACUUUAUACAAGAAGGACAGCACAGCAGCGCCUCAAAAUACGCUGCCUUCUCUGUCAUUCUAUCCUUCAACGCGUGGUGACCUUGUGAUAACCCACAAACCAUUCCCCAUCCAUUCAGUCUUUACUGUACACAUCGUUACCGCCAAAAUGCCAGGCCGUACUUCCCCAACACCAAGUGUCAUGACACAGGAAGCCUACCGAAAGCGAAAAGAGGAACAGAACAGCGAAGACGAAGAAGAAAACAUCAACUACGAUUCCGACGACGACAACAAACCAAAGAAGCAAAAUGAUCAGCGAAAACGUCAAGAAGCGCACCUCGCUGGGUACCGACAACAAAUGAUGAAGACGACCGAAGGACCCCCCUCAAUAGAACACUCUCGCAUUCCCUCUAUACAAGGUCCAUGGAUGAAUAUCCCCGAUGAUGAUAGCGACGACGACGUCCCGCUGGCGAUGCUGCAGGCCCGAAGUCAGCGCGAUCGCAUGUCUCGCUUGGCGGGCGUUCGAUCAAACCCUAAUCUCCGAGCUUCCGCACAACAACACAUGAUGAGACCUGGUUCGGCGCAGGGAAAGCCCGAUAACGGUUCUCAUCUACGCUUACCAUCUUUCGCAACAAAUCUCCCUCAAGAUCCUUUCCAAGACCCAUUUCAGGAUCCCUUCCAGACGAAGAAGCCCAUGUUUACAGGCGGUUUGAUCAGCGUUAUUGCGAAUGAGGAACGCGCUAAGGCUUCCCGCCGAGGGACGCCGAGUGCUAGUUUUCAAGUACCGCAGAAUCCGUUUGCUUUGACGGGUGCAUCACCAUAUAUGCCUUCACCAUAUGGCGCGCCAAUGCCACAUCAACUAUCUCGGCCGCAAACGCCUUCUGGGCAAAUACGUCAGCAAAUACCACAAGGCAUUCAGGACCAAAUGCAAUUUAUACAAACGAUGACGUAUGGUACGCAGCACCAGUCAAAUAAUUCAUGGGGCAGCAUCCCGCAACGACCGGGAACGAGUGGAAGCUUGGCUCCGGCGGUGAAGCCUGCGCUGCCGGCUUAUGGCGGUUAUGCUCAGAGCAUCCCGCCGGCGGAGAGGAGUAAUGUCGGGUUGCCUAGUCGAUACAGGGCGGUGUCGAAGCAGAAGGCGUGAUGAAUGGAAGAUUGGGGGAAGCCAUAUGAUACCUGACGCGAAGAAUAAUGCGACUUCAAGACUGUACUACAUAUUUUAUUUGUCUAAUGGGUAUUUGGCGUUCAAAAUGCAUGAUUAGAAUAUACGGCCUGUAUAAUAUAAUACUUUGUCAUUGAUCAUACAUGAAUCUCGAGUAUCACUAUGAACCAUUGCGA